Molecule: messenger RNA, 1532 nt
Organism: Ceratina calcarata
Lineage: Eukaryota; Metazoa; Arthropoda; Insecta; Hymenoptera; Apidae
Product: THAP domain-containing protein 11-like
Exons: 2
Coding region: 668-1057 (129 amino acids)
Source: RefSeq, a predicted model, not a curated record
GUACCAGUAGAUCAGAUCAGUGUUGGGUACCGGUACCAAGUGCACAUCCCUGGAACUCGUGUUGUCAGAACGCAACUGUGCGCCAGACUCUCGCUUGACUAAGGGAGUGCCCGUCCCAAUGCAAAGUGUAAGUGAAGUGGCCUACAGACCUACAUUUGUCUAACGUUCGAUUUUUUUCGAACCGCCGGACGGGAGGUUAAUAAUCCAUGCGGGGCUCAUUUUUUCGCGACUGUGUGUGAUGUCGCUGUCGUGUGAUAUACCGAUGUUCGGUUGAAAGAGACGGUGUGUAGUUUCGGUACGCUCAAGCAGCUCUGGCCGGCGCGGGGAGCGUAGUAGUAAAAAGAGAGGAGGACAGCGAGAGCGCGCGCACACUAGGAGGAGAAAGAAAAGGAUAGAGACAUAGAGGAGAGAGACAGAACAGACGUAGACGUAUACGGGGAUACGAGCGAAGGAAAGAGAGAGAGAGAGAGGGAAAAAGAAAAGGAAAGAACGAAACGAUCGCGCUCUGCUGUCUGUCAGACAGAAAAAGGAACGGAGACAGAUAGAUAGACGGGGGUGAGAAAGAGAGCGAGCGACGCAUAAGAGAGUGUAAGUAUUUCGAGAGAGAAGUGCGUGUGCUCAGGAAAGGCGUGCAAGAGGAGGGACCCCCGUCUGUCUGUCUGUUGGAAUGCACGAGGGCCGAAUGACUAUGGGGACAGGGGACGGUGGGGGCCACGCGGCCCUCGAGAACACCACCACGACGGCCCUUACGGAAUCAUCGUCGUCCUCCUCCUCUUCCUCGGUACCAACUAUCCUGAUCGAAAACAACACUGCCGCUAAUGUACCUGUGACAGACUCUCAACAACAAACUCUUCAUCAGGUGCAACAGGUUCAACAGGAACAACAGCAACAGCAAGAGCAGCAGCAACCUCAGCAGCAGGAGCAACAGCAGCAGGAUCAGCAAUCACAUGCACGGCCACGGGUCAACGUGGUUACCGAUCUUCCAACGAACGAUGCAUCAGAAAAUUCGAUUAACGAUUCGAGCAAGAUAACGAUCACUGAAUUUGUUUCAAAAUAAAUAGCCCGAAUUCGAGAAAUCAUAUGUAAUGCACCUAGUCUCUGUGCACUGGAUACGACGACAACGACGAUGACGACAACGCGGUUGUAAUUGUGAGUUACCGCGUGCAUUCAUCGAUGACACGACACGUCGUACGCCGCGUGCAUGCGUGCGUGUGCACGGUUGUUGCAUGUAUACGUAUAUGUAUACAUAUGCCCCACGACGAGCAAAUGUAUGCGCUAUUACAGCAGGCGCGCACGGUUACUUGCACGGAAAAGAGCGCGACAAUUACGUAUGGAACGUGUACAAGCGCAAGACUCUUUAGAAGGGAGGGACGUGUAUAACGUUAGAAAAAGAAACGCGUCGUGUGGUUCGCGUUCGACCAAGAGAGUAAAGAUAAUGCUCGAUAGGCAUGGCUAGAAAAAGAGGAAGCAAGGGUAAGAACAGGAGAGAGAGAGAAAGAGAGAGAGAAAUAGAGAAGAAUGGGUUAAGGUUA